AUGAAACGCGAGGCACCGUCUGAGUUACAUGGCUACAACAGUGAUGGCGACGUGCGACUAGCAAAAGCGCGCCGGCGAGAAAGCCCAAGCACGAAUCCAGAGCUUUGGAAGAAAGAGCACGAGCACAGCAAAGCGCAGCAACCGCUUUCUCCCUUCUCCCCUGACUGUGAUAGUAAAGUAUGUUUUGACCCUCAAAGUGCGAUAUUCAUCACACUGACUGCCCAGCAACCUGAUCCUCUCGAACACCGAACUACCACUCCAACGUCCCUCACGAAUACCACUGACGAGCUUCUGGACGACAUCUACCACUGGAUCCCUGCACCAUCGGAGACUGACGCGCUUGAGGUGAUGAGCCAACCCGCGUCAAAACGAUCCCGAUCGCGUUCGAUCUCAACGGAUCGAGGGCGUGCUCGGUCGGUCUCAUCGGACAACAGCGAGAGCAGUUCGGCUCGGGACACCAGGUCAUAUGCAUAUAGAGCUGUCAAUUAUGUCACCAUCCUGGAGACCAAAGGAUGCUUCAUGCGACAGUCCUCUACCGGCCCGAUAUCCGAGGAUAUCGCGCUCUGUGAGCGUCUUCUCAGUCAGCCCAUCGAACCACCCACCGGCACACUGCUCGAAGACGAGUAUAGCACAGAUUUCCAUAAUGCGUUGCAGAAUCGAUCCGAAGCGCGUCUGUUGGUGGACCUGCACCCUCUCAUUAUGCCAUCCGCGGAGAAUCAAUACAUUCGAGGGAACCAAUCUUUGAAGGAUGUGAUUGAUGGGUACAAUGAUCCCUGGCUGAAGACCGAGCCAAUCUAUGGUCCGAAACCUCAGCCUGAUCACGCACGAGGCUUGAGAUGGUCGGCUUUUUCCGAGAGCCAGCGGCGCAAACUCGGGAUCAAGCCUGACGAGAAAUCGCCCUACACGGUGCGAGAGGACAUGUACUUCCCAUACUUGACCGCAGAAAUCAAAUGUGGGAACCAGGCGCUGGAACUUGCCGAUCGGCAGAACAUGCAUAGUAUGUGCAUUGCUCUGCGAGCUGUGGUCUCUUUGUGCCAAGCCGCCGGCUGCACGGAAGAGGUGCAUCGGCGGAUUCUGGGCUUUUCAAUAUCGCAUGAGCUCGAAGGCUUUCGAAUAUAUGGUUACUACCCGGAAAUUCAUGAUGGCAAGGUAUCAUUCUAUCGUUGGCCUGUUGCGCAACCCAACGUCUGGGUCAAAGAAACUCGAUGGACAUGUUAUCAGUUUGUGGAGAACUUGGACCGUGAAUUUCUGCCUAUUCAUACCGAUAGAUUGAUGCGGAUACUAGAGGAAGUUCCGGACCCAGACGAAGAUGUUUCUGGUAUCGAUGUUGAUGAGCUUGACUCUCAGGUGUCGAUGGUUGGAUUGCAGGAACGCCCGGGCUAUCGCCGAGCAGCGUCUUCGCAGAAUCGUGGUCUACAACCAGAGCUACGUAUGAUGGUGCAAACCCUACAACAGCAGCUGGCAGAUCAGAAGGAACGAGAAGAGAAGCGGGCGGCAGAACAGAAGGGGAGAGAAGAGAAGCUUCUCGUUCAAUUGGAACAGCAGAAGCUACGAGAAGAAAGGCGAGAGGUGGAACAGAAGGACAGGGAGAAAAAGAGAGAAGCGGACUAUAAGGAACUGCAAGACAAGCUCCUUGCUCUUUUAGAACAGAGAAGAUAA
Penicillium brevicompactum is the source of this 1659-nucleotide messenger RNA. RefSeq lists its product as uncharacterized. The record is from RefSeq and is a predicted model, not a curated record. The transcript has a single exon. The coding region runs from base 1 to 1659 and encodes 552 amino acids. NCBI's taxonomy places the organism in Eukaryota, Fungi, Ascomycota, Eurotiomycetes, Eurotiales, Aspergillaceae.